Molecule: messenger RNA, 1482 nt
Organism: Acanthamoeba castellanii str. Neff
Lineage: Eukaryota; Discosea; Longamoebia; Acanthamoebidae
Product: DnaJ domain containing protein
Exons: 8
Coding region: 1-1482 (493 amino acids)
Biological process (GO): cellular response to misfolded protein
Cellular component (GO): endoplasmic reticulum membrane
Molecular function (GO): Hsp70 protein binding
Source: RefSeq, a predicted model, not a curated record
AUGGACGUGUUGCGGGAGCUGUUUCCUGGGCACGACCCAGACGGUGACCUCACCGCAGCCAUCGACGCCCUGCUGCACACCACAAACCCCAACCCCAGCCCAACCGCUCCAUCAUCACCUCCCCUCCACCGUGAGGCCACCACCAGCGUCGUGGACCACCCAGGCGCACCUCACGCCACCGGCGACUCACCACCACCAUCGGCGCCACCGCCAUUGCUGCGCUCGGGACCACCACAGGCGGUGCCAACGCUGUGCGAGCGGUGCCUGGCGCAGGUGGCCGAGUCGGUGGUGCUGCCGCUGGUCAAGCCACGCAACGACGACGUGGCAGCAGCGGCGGCUGCGGUGCGCGGGGCGCUGGCCGCGAUGCCGCGCGGGCUGGUGGGACGCGUGUGGGCGGCGCUGUUCGAGGCGGUGGUGGCCGAGGCCGCGGCGGGCUCGUCGAGCCUGCUCUUCGCGGUGGCGCCCCACACCACCUUUGCCCAGGCCCUCGCCUGGUUCUUCCCGCUCUGCGCCUCUGAUCCAACCCUCGUCGCGGAGGUGGCGGAGAGCAUCAGCCGGUAUCCGUACAGGGACAAGUUCAACGACGCCACCAUGGAGCUCAUGUUCGAGCCGCUCAAGCAGUGCCCGCUCCUCACUCAACUCUCCAUCGUCGGUUGCUCCAGCCUCAUCUAUCCGCAGCUGUGCUCGCCAUACCUGGUCAAGCUAUCGCUGUGCGACUGCGCGCGGCUCAACGACCUCGCCGUGCAGUGGCUGCUCGAGCGCAGCCCCCAACUCCAGGAACUCGACCUCGCAGGGUGUCAUCGGCUGACGAGUCCGCGAAUCGAGAGCGGGUCGCUGGUGUGGGUGAACAUGGAGUCGUGCCGCGGCCUCAUGUUCCCCGAGGUCCGCAACUCGCCGCACCUGCUCCACGUGCUGGUCCCCGAGGGCUGCAAGCUCGACUGGCGCCGCCCCAAGCCACCACCGUCAGCGGGCGGCGACGACCUCCUGUCGAUCGAGCGGAUCCUGGGGUGCGCGGGCGACUACUACGCCGUGCUCGGUCUGACCCCCGACGCCGCCCUUGCCCAGAUCACCAAGCAAUACCGCACCAUGGCCCUCAAGCUGCACCCCGACAAGAACGCGCACCCGGCGAGCGAAGAAGCGUUCAAGGUGAUGGCGGAGGCGUUCGCGUGCCUGAGCGAUGCGGGCCAGCGGGCGCAGUACGACGCCCACGGCGCGGCCGAGAUCCGACCCGAGGUGCUGCGGCGGGCCGAGCGGGUGCUGGCUGAGGUGCAGGCCUACGUCUACGCCCACGCGCCGUUCGUGUGCGCCAACUGCAGCCAAGCGGCGGAGAAGUUCUGCGAGCAGUGCGGCGGCGCCCACCUGUGCGUGUCGUGCGAUCACCAGAUCCACGGGUUCCUUCCGCUGCGGAGCCACGUGCGUGUGGCGUCGGCCGACGCGCCCGAGCCCGCGCCGCGUGCGAGCACCACCGGGGCAAGAAGGUGA